This is a messenger RNA of Mya arenaria, 1836 nucleotides long. RefSeq names its product centromere protein N-like. The record is from RefSeq and is a predicted model, not a curated record. NCBI's taxonomy places the organism in Eukaryota, Metazoa, Mollusca, Bivalvia, Myida, Myidae. Gene Ontology annotation, biological process: chromosome segregation; CENP-A containing chromatin assembly. The coding region runs from base 61 to 1302 and encodes 413 amino acids. The transcript has 9 exons.
UGUAAAUACACAACCGGAAGUGUAGAUGGCGGAAAUUUUAAUAGUAUAAUCUUUCAAAACAUGGAAUUAUUAGCAAUUAAAAGUAUUGUUAGUAAGAUUAAAGGUGCAGAUAUAUUUCAAAUUUUAGAUAAAUGGAAGUUCUUGAAAAAAUCGGAGGUGGAAGACAUCAAAUCUCUGGCAAAGUCUGAGAGAAAAACUAAGCUAAAUAUAGCCACAGAUAUUGCUGAAUUUUGCAAGAAUAAGGAUGGCCUUACAAUGGAAGCUGUGGGGGAACUGGAACUUAUAUGUGUUCAGAGCUUUCCUGCCAAGAAACAAUGGUGUGUCUAUCAUCUGACAGAAGAAUGUAAGAAGGCCACAACCACAGACCCCAGCAAGUUCAAAACAAAGCUGAAGAAACAGAUCAGGCUCUACUUCAACAAGGAGUACAGUGUGUCAGUGUUGCUGCACCAUGGUCUGCUGUGGGGGUGUGUCCAGAUGCCCCCACCCCGGAGGCGGCGCGGGUACGAGCCCAGACACAACCUCUACUUCAUUCACUACCCCCACAGUCCUGUCAUCAUCUUCUCAGGGCUCAAAGCAGCACAUGAAAACUUCAUAUCACAGUGCUUGGUUGUCACACUAGGUUUCCGACAGAUCACAGAGAUGAGCCUCUCUGGGCGAGACUACCCUUCCUUGGCCCAGCUCGCCAUGAACAAGUACAUGCAGGGCGGGUUCACCAAGUAUGUCAGCAUGCACAUGUCUGAAGGCCCGCUGUGUGACCUCACCUCCCGGAAGAGAAAAGCUGUGAGGGAGGUGGAUGAUGGUGUAACAGACCUAGAAGCUGGUGAGAAGCGGCGCCGCCUGGAAACUCUUGCGGACAGCUUUGGGGACAAUGUGCAACCUACACUGGAGAGGGUCCAGUUCAGAGUCGAGCUACCGUACCGCAGUAAAAGGGUUGCUACUGAACUACAGGGAGACGGAGAGCUGUUUCACAGUAAGGUUCGCUUCCAGGGGACCAGUGUGCUCGAGGGAAUUCGGAGCCUUGCAGAGGCUGGCUACGCCACAGUGCCCCUUCCUAAACACCUCACCAUCAUCCCAACACGCGCCCGUAACAGCUUCUUGCUUGCCCGGCCCAGCAGACAGGCUGCCACCACUGGUGCCGCAAGCAGUAGGGGAGAUAUUGCAAAAAAUGGUAGCGACCAUAUGAAUAAGUCAAGAAAUGUGAGCAAAAGCAUGGAACCCACGAUAACAGUUAACAAGAGUGGAAAUAAGUCAUCCGAACAGAAUAAGGAAAGGGCUAAGUCAGGACGAGGAAGAAAAAAGUGAAAAGUGCCAUAUAGUCAUUGAAUCUACCAAAUUGAUUUGUUUCUUAUUGCAACUUUUUGUCUUUGUAAAAGCUUUCUGAUUUGAAAUUUUGGCAAUGAUCAGCGUUGCCUAAUAAUUUGCUUUAAAUUGUUUGUGUUUGUUAAGGACACUGUUUAACAGGUACAUUUAGAUUUUAAUGUAUUCAUUUAGAAUACCAAUACAUGUAUAUUUUCAGUUAAGUUGAUGGUGCAUUUGUGUUUUAUUUGGUUGUUUACUUAUUUUAAUAUACUUUGAUUUAAAAGGAAGGACUUUUAUGCAAAAACUAUUUGACUUUCUUUUUAUUUUGGAUUUUUGUUUUUUACUAUUAAUAAUUAUUAAACAUGUUUUAAUAAAUAAAAACAGCAAACAAGCCUCAUGUUUAAAUAGUUUAAGAUCAGUAUAAGUUGUAAAUUGCUGACAAACGCUUUUAAACCAAAGAACUACAACUAUAGUGGGGAAAGAGAUGUUUUUUUACUACAUCCUAACUACAAAUCAAAAUCUAUACAUGUCAUUUGC